This is a messenger RNA of Anopheles coustani, 1530 nucleotides long. RefSeq lists its product as uncharacterized. Bases 1 to 1530 code for a protein of 509 amino acids. NCBI's taxonomy places the organism in Eukaryota, Metazoa, Arthropoda, Insecta, Diptera, Culicidae. The transcript is spliced from 3 exons. The record is from RefSeq and is a predicted model, not a curated record.
AUGCUUCGCCUACUAGUGUUGACCUUGUGCGUGCAGAGCCUGCUGCAGGUAGUACCAAUGAUGGUCUUGGCAAAGCCAGACUUUGGCAUCAACCUGCCGAUCACGGGUAGCGGAAAGGUGUCGCAGGCGAUUAAUGAUGCGAAAGAUGUGGUGGAUGCGGUGGACGAAAACACGCUCUAUACCGCCGAAUCGGACUACCCGGGACUGCAGGACCUAGCGGAUCUACUGAAGAGCAUGGCCGAACUGACGGUGAGGCUGAGCGACGAGCUGGUGCCGCUGGUGACGUCGCUGGUGGCGGAUAUGUCGGGCAAUGUAGCGGGUGCUUUCGGGCCCGUGUUUACGAAGAUCGCCGAUAUUAAGACGGCGAUCGGCACAGAAAUGCCCAUGGACAAUAUUGCCAUCGGGGAACUCGUGGGCCAUUACGUGCCGGAACAGUUCACCGACGGUUUCGCGCGCAUCACCGACGGGCUCACUGAACUAGAGACUAUCCUAGGCAGCCUGAAGACUGCCAUCGACGCAGCUGUACUGCAGGCAGGUGCCGAUGCCAUCACACCGGCGAUCGUAAAGAAGAACGUCAAACCGGCACUGGUGUACCGGGUAGUGUUUUCCAUCAACCAGCUGAAGGCUUACAUUCCGGAGGUGAAGUACACUAUCGACAGUACGCUCGAAAACAUCAACCUGGCCGAUGACUACGUGUUGCUGGUGUCCAGUGCGAUGCUUGCUUCCGACGCCACCACCACACAACUGCAGGCUCAGAUGAGCGCUGUCACCGACGCCAUUUCCACCACCGUAGAAACCGCUCUCGAUGGCUACGUGGGCGACUUCGAUACGUUGGAGUCCAACGUUGGCGACUACGCAGCCGUGGCGGCUGCCACCGACUACACCACGCUCACGACCGCCCUAGAAGCGUACAAGGCUCACCUGGAUACGCUCCAGCCUACCAAAUACCCGGCCCUCGACGGAUAUCUGGCGGCGCUACUCGAAGUGUUCAACACAGCGCUCCCCAGUUCUGGGUCAUCCGGUGGGAUCUCGUCGGACCUCCUGGACAGCCUCAUCCUCACGCUGAUCGAGAACGGCCGCUACGCCCAGUUCUGCUUCUACAAGUACUACGGACUGGUGCUCGCCUUCCUCACCACGAUCGCCGAUAACGCCAGCCUGUGCUUCGACAAGGAAGAGCGUCGGUUGACGUACCUCAAGGACUCGCUGCCACUGAUCACUCAGCUGCUUCCGUUCGACUUCGACAUCAUCCUGGACCAGGUGGGCAUCUGUGAUACGAUCACCGAUUCAACAACUCUUGGCGAAUGCAUUACCACGUUAUCCGGGUUCUAUACCGCAAUUGCCACAGAGUUCGGACACAAGCUGCAGUACUUGUUCGAUCUGAUUGACGCGGAAACGGAGGCAAGCGGUAACCGGUUCCUUAUCUGCAUCGAGCUGGUGAAGCUCAACCUGGUCGAGAUCAGUGAAUCGAACCUGCAGGACGAAAUUCGACAGUGUGCGUUGGAUGGUCCGACGGCGGACGACAAUAUUUAG